Messenger RNA from Macrosiphum euphorbiae (potato aphid), 435 nucleotides. Lineage: Eukaryota; Metazoa; Arthropoda; Insecta; Hemiptera; Aphididae. The record is from the annotation of a GenBank genome assembly.
AUGGGCAUAACUGCACAUUUCAUAAAUGAAGAUGCUUUGCUUCAGUCCGUUUGCCUAGGAUGUGAGAUGUUUGAUGACAAGCAUACAAUAAAUAACUUGUCUAAUUAUUUGAAGAAUACUGUUGAGGAAUGGAACAUCCAAUAUAAAAUUACAGCAGUUGUGAGCGAUAAUGCACCCAAUAUUGUAGGAGCUAUAAAAAAAUGUAAUUUUCGGCAUGUACCCUGUUUUGCUCAUUGCAUUAAUUUAGUUGUACAAAGUGGGUUGAAAGAAAUAAGUGAAGUCCAGAAAAAAGUGAAGUCAAUCGUGGAAUAUUUUAAAAGAAGUUCACAUGCUUUAUCAAAACUUCAGUUAACACAAAAACAAAUGGGCUUGACUCCAUUAAAGUUGAAGCAAGAUGUUGUCACACGGUGGAACAGUACACAAGAUAUGUUUUAG